Penicillium samsonianum is the source of this 2235-nucleotide messenger RNA. RefSeq names its product SDA1 family protein. NCBI's taxonomy places the organism in Eukaryota, Fungi, Ascomycota, Eurotiomycetes, Eurotiales, Aspergillaceae. The transcript has 4 exons. Bases 1 to 2235 code for a protein of 744 amino acids. Gene Ontology annotation, cellular component: nucleolus. The record is from RefSeq and is a predicted model, not a curated record. Gene Ontology annotation, biological process: ribosomal large subunit export from nucleus; ribosomal large subunit biogenesis.
AUGGUGAAAAGAAAGCUUGGUGCCUUGGAAAAGGUCGAGGCUGACCUGCCCAAUUUGCAGCACAAGAUUCGCAGGGAUCCCAAGUCUUAUAUCGAAGAUUUCCGCGCCCAACACUACCAAUAUGAAUCCCAUCGUGAGAUUUUCAUGGCGGCGCCCUCUUCCGCUACCGAUACCGGCGUGAUUUCUCUUCGGGAUCUCAUUGACUUCAUUUCCCAUGUGGCCGACUGUUACCCGGGGAUCUGUAAGGACUUCCCGCAACAGCUCAUUGACAUGCUCAUGCAGCACCACUUGGUGUUGGAGACAGAGUUGCGGGAGAAGUUGGUUGGAAGUUUGGUGCUCUUGAAGAAAAAGGAUCUUAUGGAUUCAGCAACGCUACUUCACACUAUCUUCCCCAUCCUCGUUUCUACACCUAGCAAGACCCUGCGAGCUCUGCUCUUCCAGAAGAUUCUCUCUGAGCUGCGAACCGCAAAUGCAAAGACCACUAAUCACAAGCUGAACCGAACUAUGCAAACCGUUCUAUUCAACUUGGUCACAUCAGACCGCACAUCGGCCAAAGGCCUGUGGGCGAUCAAGAUCACCCGAGAGCUAUGGAAGCGCCAAAUCUGGACCGAGGCUAAGGCCGUUGAAAUCAUGAAGGAGGCAGCCUUGUCACAAAAUGAGAAGGUCAUCAUCGGUGGAGUCCGGUUCUUCCUUGGUGGCGAUAAGGAGCGCGAGGAAUUGGAGGACGAAGACAGUGACGAAGAAGUCAGUGUUGGCCAGGUCAAGCACCAACUUACCAUCAACAAGAAGACCAGAAAGAAGGCCCGUGUCGCCGAAAAGGCCAUCAAAGCGGUCAGGAACAAGGAGCGCAAGAAGGGCAACCCUAAUCCCCUCAACUUCUCCGCGCUUCAUUUGCUGCACGAUCCCCAGGGAUUCGCGGAUAACAUGUUCUUCAAGCACCUCCAGAACAGCAAGUCUAAGUUGAAGCUGGAGCAAAAGCUCCAAGUUCUACAGCUGGUCUCCCGCCUGGUCGGCUUGCACAAGUUGCACAUCAUGCCGCUCUACUCUUACUUCCAAAAGUACCUUACGCCCCGCCAACCUUCUGUGACUUCAUUCCUGGCAUCCCUGGCCCAAGCCUCCCACGACUUGGUGCCCCCCGAUGUUCUCGAGCCUCUGGUUCAGAAGAUUGCAAAUGAGUUUGUGUCCGAAGCAUCUGCCGGUGAAGUUGCGACGGCUGGUCUGAAUGCCAUCCGUGAAAUUUGUGCCAGACAGCCUUUGGCUAUUGAAGAGACCCUGUUGCAGGAUCUUGUCAUGUACAAGAAGAGUAAGGAUAAGGGUGUCAUGAUGGCCUCGAAGGGUCUCCUCAGUCUUUACCGUGAUGUUGGUGCGCAGAUGCUGAAGAAGCGUGACCGUGGCAAGGAGGCCGCAAUGAGUCUGCGCGCUGGCGACAGACAAGAGAGACGUUACGGUGAGCAGGCGGCCGGCGAAAUUGAGGGCCUGGAACUCUUGGCCAAGUGGAAAGACGAGGAGCGCCGCAAGAGGAACAUCGAGAAUGGUCUUCCAUCUGAUGCUGAAGAUAACGAAGAGGAGAAGGAUGAAGCCGACUGGGCAGCCUGGAACGUCGAAGAUGACGAGGACAGUGAUAUCGAUGGAGAAUGGAUCAAUGUGGAGGAAGAUGUUGAUAUUGUACUGAGCGACUCCGAGGAUGAAGGCAAGCCGGCAUCAAAGAAGGCCAAACAGGAAGAUGAGGCCAAGAAGGAUACCGAGAAAGAAGUGGAAGCCGACAAAGUCAUUGAUUUCAUGAAACUGGCCACCACCCGUAUCCUCACGCCUGCCGAUCUCGCCAAACUUACGGAGCUUCGCGCCCAGGCAGCAGCUGAUGCCACUCUUCCGGGUAACAAGGGCCGCGUCGCUGCCCCAUGGACCAACCGCCAUACCGAUGACGCAUUGACCGCUGGUGAGAUUGAGGGUCUUGCUGCUCUAUCUGCCGCCAGGGCCACUCGUGAGGAACGUAUUGCCCACGCCAAGGAGGGCAAGACCGAUCAUAUGAGCAAGGAGGCUCGUCGCAAGGAACGCAAGGAGGAGGCAGGAAAGAGUUCUACCAACAAGGAGAAGGCUCGCAAGAAGAAUUUCCUCAUGACGCUGGGUAAGGCGCGCAGCAAGAACAAGAGAAGUUUGGUGGAGACCCGGGCUGUGCUUCGGGCUCAUGUCGAUCGUGGCAAGAGAGGUGGACGCAGAGGAAACGUUGGCCAGUGA